UUGUGCAGUGGUAUUGAGGCUAAGCAGCCUAACUCUGCUAUCCGUAAGUGUGCUAGAGUUCAGCUUAUCAAAAACGGCAAGAAGAUUGCCGCUUUUGUCCCCAACGAUGGUUGCUUGAACUACAUUGAGGAAAAUGACGAGGUGUUGAUCGCCGGGUUUGGUCGUAAGGGUCAUGCUGUGGGAGAUAUUCCCGGAGUCAGGUUCAAGGUCGGCAAGGUUUCUGGUGUCUCACUCUUGGCCCUCUUCAAGGAGAAGAAGGAGAAGCCUAGAUCUUAAACAAUGCCGCCAUGCUUUUGAAUUUUGAUGUUAUAAUCACUUUUUGCUAGUUCAGUCUUUUUUAAAAAUACUCUCUUCUGUUCUAAAGGUGUGUUAAAACAUUUUCUUAAUGAAUCUUUGUGUUCAGCUUC
Molecule: messenger RNA, 407 nt
Organism: Brassica oleracea var. oleracea
Lineage: Eukaryota; Viridiplantae; Streptophyta; Magnoliopsida; Brassicales; Brassicaceae
Product: 40S ribosomal protein S23-2
Exons: 2
Biological process (GO): translation
Cellular component (GO): ribosome; cytosolic small ribosomal subunit
Molecular function (GO): structural constituent of ribosome
Source: RefSeq, a predicted model, not a curated record